Dimorphilus gyrociliatus is the source of this 994-nucleotide messenger RNA. NCBI's taxonomy places the organism in Eukaryota, Metazoa, Annelida, Polychaeta, Dinophilidae. The record is from the annotation of a GenBank genome assembly.
GAUGCCAAAAUUAAAGAAUAGAGAAACAAUGGAUUAUGAUACAAAAUUUCAAUAUUAUGUAUCUCAGCUUACUAUAUUAAAGGACUAUUCACACUUUUUAAAGAAAGAUUGGAAAGUAUUGAAAAAGAAGUUUGAUUUGGAAUUUGAAAAGAUUGAUAAAUUUUCAGUGAAUAUUAGCUCUGUUAUUGGAGAAAUUGUUUAUGGGAGGAAACAAGUUCUAGUCUUGCAUCGUUUUCAAUUAUUAAGAAGAAUAUGUAUAUUUUGUGGAAAAAAUCAUUACGAUGUUAUGUUAACAACUCUAGAUCGUUUAUUGAACUUUUUCGAAGAUACAAAACUUCAUGCUCAAGUAAUAAUAGAUGUGGUGAAGCAUAUAGGAUGCAUUCUCCAUAGAAUAGGAGAAUUAUUAUAUGGUAUUGAAGAUAAUCAAUCAAAAUUAAUGCAAAGUAUCAUAAUAACUCGACAAUACCAUUUUAAAUUAAAGAAAUUUAUGAGUGGUUCAAAGAAUUUAGAAGUCUACGCCAGCCAUACAACAUUAAAUGAUUAUGAUAACAAAAAUGAAAUGCUUAAUAUAACGAAAGCUGGUGAAGGUUUGAAAGAAAUUCCAAAUCGCUUGAAUCAAUUAGAGGUUCAAAUUAAUGAAAUUGAAAGACUAUUUUGUAAUUUACAAUCCAUAUCUAAAAGAUACGGUAAUAUAGAUCUACUUUCAUCAAAUAUGAAAGCAACUUGUAUAGACGAAGAGAUAAUUUCAUUUUCAAGUGCAUUUGAUCAAUUUCAAACUAAUUAUAGUAUUUUUAAAACAAAAGAUAUCAAUAAUAUUAAUUUAGUGAAGAAGUUUAGAAAAGUUCUGAACGAAAUUGAUAAUAAAUUAACUGACAAAUUGGCAUUUGGUAUAAUAGAAUUAAUUGCUGAAGUGAAUAGUGACAAUAGAACUGAAAAAGUUUUUGAAAAGAGACUUAGCGAAUUGGAAUCAUUCGGACGUUCGUUUAGUUAUUGA